AUGACCAAGAUGGCUCAUUUGAGACUGGAAGAGUUGUCCCAUGGCUGGAGGGUCAGAGAUGCGACGGACACGAAGCCAGAAGCCUGGUAUGCCGUCGAGACUGUACCCACGGUGGUACAUCUCGACCUCCUUCAGAACGGGGUGAUCCCUGACCCCUUCGUCGGAUUAAACGAGGAAAAGGUCCAAUGGGUUGCGGAGCGCGACUGGCUCUACCAGACGACCUUUGAGACUCCAUCUGUUGGCCCACGAACCCGACACUGUCUAGUCUUUGAGGGUUUAGACACGUUUGCAACGGUCACGCUGAAUGACACAGUAAUCCUGCGCAGCGACAAUAUGUUCAUUCCCCAUCGCCUUGAUAUAACGGGUAUUCUGACCAAUGGCCCUUCGAAAAUAAACACGCUGGAAAUCCUUUUUGAAUCGGCCCUGUUGCGUGGUCGCGAGGUGGUCAAAAACCAUCCCGAACAUCGGCAUAUCGCUCACCAAACUGAGGUGGGUCGCUUGGGCGCACGCAAAGCUGCUUAUCAUUGGGGAUGGGACUGGGGACCUAUUUUGGUCACAGCUGGCCCUUGGAGACCCGUCAGACUGGAGUCCUUCGUUGACCGAAUUGCCGACCUGUGGAUUGAAAGGACCGUGGCCGACGACCUUCGAUCCUGCUCAGGAAAGGUACACGUACGCACAGAGGGUCACGCAGCAGACCGAGCGCAUAUCGCAUUGUGGCACGAGGGCACAGUGGCCAUCGAAGUUGACAUAGAGCUCAAUUCUCAGGGAAAAGCAGAUGUCUCAUUCAGCAUCGACGACCCGGCUCUCUGGUUUCCUCAUGGAUACGGACCGCAAAGCCUCUACGAAGUCCAAGCUCAGUUAUUCUCACGGGACGAGCUGCUGCACGUAACCUCAAAGCGAACAGGUUUCAGACGAGCUGAGCUCAUACAGGAGAAGGACGAACAUGGACAAUCCUUUUACUUUCGAAUCAACAAUAUAGAUGUCUUUGCGAGCGGGUCGUGUUGGAUUCCUGGGGACAGUUUUCUCCCCCAGAUCUCAGAUGCUAGAUACCAAAAAUGGCUGCAAUUGAUGGUUGAGGGUAAUCAGAACAUGAUCCGUAUCUGGGGCGGUGGCAUCUUUGAGCCAGGAGUCUUCUAUGAGACCUGCGACGAAUUAGGAAUACUUGUCUGGCAGGAUUUUCUCUUUGCCUGCGCAUCGUAUCCAACGUACCCGGAAUACCUCGACUCGGUUGAAGAAGAGGCACGAGCGAACGUCCGACGUCUUCGACACCAUCCUUCGAUUGUCAUAUACGCUGGGAACAACGAGGAUUAUCAGAUACAACAAAAGUACGAUCUGACAUAUGACUACGACAGGGAUAAAGACCCAGCUUCUUGGCUCAAGUCGUCAUUCCCAGCCCGCUAUAUCUAUGAGUACCUAUUGCCGAAGGUAGUAGAGGAAGAGAAUCCCGGAAUGGCAUACCAUCCCAGCAGCCCGUGGGGUGGUGGUAGGCACACAACUGACCCCACCAUCGGAGAUAUCCAUCAAUGGGAUGUUUGGCAUGGAACUAUGGAGCCCUACCAGAGACUCAGUUCAAUGGGAGGCCGGUUCAACAGUGAAUUCGGCAUGGAGGCAUUUCCUCACAUACAUACAGUCGAUUCGUUCAUUGAUGACCCCGAAGACCGCUACCAUCAGUCCUUGACGAUGGACUUUCACAACAAGGCAUCCGGCCAUGAGAGACGACUGGGGACAUACAUACUGGAGAAUUUUAACGUAAAGCAGGAUCUGGAGUCAUACAUUCAUCUAUCUCAGAUAGCUCAAUCUGAGACCAUGUCUUUCGCCUACCGCAGCUGGCGGCGCGAAUGGGGCCAAGGCCGGCGGUGUGGAGGAGUGCUCGUCUGGCAACUCAACGACUGUUGGCCCACGAUUUCCUGGGCCAUUGUUGAUUAUUUCCUUGUUAAGAAGCCAGCAUUUUAUUCUAUCGCACGCGCGUCACAACCCCUGGUCGUCGGCGUGUGUCGACGCCACAAGGAAUGGACAUCGGGCCAUGCGCAACCACCUCGCUCCGUAGAAUUUGAUGUGUGGACUGUCAGUAGCAGGACAGUAAGAGUGAAUGCCGUCGUGUCUGUCCGUUGCAUAUCUGUCGAGACUGGGCACGACUUCCUGCCAGCUUCCGUUCACAAUGUUGAAAUCCUUCCGAAUGGGACUACCGAAAUCAUGAACAAUACAGUCGAUCUCAUUAGAGAAAACCUCGCUGGACAACAGGAUAUCCCACACUUCGUCAUUUUUGCCAGCUUAAGAGUGGACGGCAUUAUUGUGAGUCGAGAUUUUGACUGGCCCCAACCACUGAAAUACUUGAAAUUCAAGGAAAGGGGAGUGAAAGUGGAAUACUUAAAAGACCAGAGCGCUAUCAGAGUUGUAGUGUCCAAGCCCACGAAGGGGCUCGUGUUUCAGGAAAAACCUGGCAUUUGGUUUGGGAACAAUGGAGUUGACCUUGUGCCCGGUGAUGAGCAGAUUAUCCCGGUCAGGGGAAUCGAAGGGGACAAUGCAAUUCCCAGCUGGACCUAUAUCGGGGAUCAAAGGUCUUAA
Messenger RNA from Aspergillus affinis, 2565 nucleotides. RefSeq names its product beta-mannosidase. The record is from RefSeq and is a predicted model, not a curated record. The coding region runs from base 1 to 2565 and encodes 854 amino acids. Gene Ontology annotation, molecular function: beta-mannosidase activity. Gene Ontology annotation, biological process: glycoprotein catabolic process; carbohydrate metabolic process. The transcript is spliced from 4 exons. NCBI's taxonomy places the organism in Eukaryota, Fungi, Ascomycota, Eurotiomycetes, Eurotiales, Aspergillaceae.